Messenger RNA from Gilbertella persicaria, 916 nucleotides. RefSeq lists its product as uncharacterized. The coding region runs from base 284 to 916 and encodes 210 amino acids. The record is from RefSeq and is a predicted model, not a curated record. The transcript is spliced from 3 exons. Lineage: Eukaryota; Fungi; Mucoromycota; Mucoromycetes; Mucorales; Choanephoraceae.
CUAAAAGUUGCUUGUAAUUAAAUGCAAAAUGCUCAUAUUCUAAAGCAGAUUUUGAAAAAGGAAAGAUGUGCUGAGGAUUCAUUAAUAUAUAUUUUGAUAUUAAUAAACACCUAUCUAUCACAUUCUCAUAACAAAUUUUCUAGCAUGUUCUUGCUCACUUUAGACUAAUCAUUUUGAGCGAAAGAAACGGUGACGGCGACGAUAGUAAGGAAACGGUGACAGUGACAUAUACGGCGACGUAUAAACUUUUUGGUCAUUUCCCUCCUCUUCUUCUCAUUGUAGUAUGUCCACUCAAAAUUUGAAAGAUAAAGAAGAUCUCAUCCUGCCUUUGAAGUGGAAGCCUGGUGAAGAUCGCAUAAGUAAAUUAUUACUGGGUGAUCCAAAAAUCAUAAAUCUGGUUGUUCACUCUUUAGUUGAUGCAAGUAUUCCUGCCAAUAGCUAUAUUCCAGCCCAAGCUGAAUGGACUGAUGGUAGCAGGUUGGAUGUAGUUUAUGCGUCGCCAAUUAAGACAACAGAAUCACUGCCACCAAUAUUAAUUGAACUUCAAUAUCAGGUUGAUCAAGAUUUUAUGCUAAGGCUUAUAACAUAUGCAUCUCAUACUUAUAAACGCUACAAAGUACUGCCAAUUAUUCUUGUAAUUGUAACCAAAUCUCUCUCAAGUGCCGACUUCCAAAGAGAAUUUACCAUCAGUAGAAAUGGACUUCUACUCGAAGCAAGCUGCAACAGCAACAAGUACUGGAGCAAAUCUGUCAUCAUUCUUUUCUCGCGAAGCAUACAAGGUAUAUACACCUUGGGUAUCAGUCCAUUCAGCUUGGGCUGGAAUAUAGCUAUUGGCAGGAAUACUUGCAUCUAUAGACAAUUUGUGUUAAAUACAUACCAUAUCUUUAUACAAGUAAUAAAAUACAUUACCAACUAA